Molecule: messenger RNA, 9867 nt
Organism: Drosophila virilis
Lineage: Eukaryota; Metazoa; Arthropoda; Insecta; Diptera; Drosophilidae
Gene: kmr
Product: kramer
Source: RefSeq, a predicted model, not a curated record
UAGGUCGUCUACAAUAAAAAAUUAAAAUAAAUAAAAUAAAAUAUAAUAAAAAGCGAAAACAUGUUUGGCUGCAUUUAUCAGCUAUGGGACUGGCUGGAGGCGCCACCGCUCUUCACGGCCGGCACCAUGGACGCCAAGAAGCUGCAACAGUUACAGGCGGCAACGGCAGCCCAGCAGCAGAAGAAACUGCCGCUGGCCUAUCAAACAAAUCUGAUUGAUUAUCGCACGGCAACACAUUCGCCCGCCGGCUAUCAUCUGGCGCCGCAGGCGCUCUACCAGCAAUCCCCGACAGCCACCUCGUCCAGCGGCGGCGGCGGCCCGCUCUCGCCCAUCGAGAUGCAGCCGCAGUCGAAGCACGGUCUACUCAAGCAUACGCAUGGCGGCAACUCGAGCAGCUCGCACAGCUCACCCUAUCAUCAGUCGUACUCGAGCGGCGGAGGAGGAGGCGGUGGGGAGCAGCUGUAUCAGUCGCCCACGGAGCGCACAUAUCUGGCAGCUGCUGGACGACUGCAGGCGAGCAAUGCGACCGCGGGUCAACAUCCCAUUUCGGCGCUGCAGGCGCAAUACCAACAGCUGCAGCAGGCCAAGAUGCAGGCACAGCUGGCCACGCAGAGCGAAGCGGCGCAGCAGCAGCAGCGCACAUUCGCCAUGCGCCAGGCCAUGAAUCCGCCCACGGGCCACUACCACAUGAGCCAAUCCUCCAGCAUGGUCUCCAACAUGACCCUCCAGCAGCAGCAGCAGCAGCAGCAGCAGCGGGCGCCACCUUCCACGCUGAAUCUGGCUAAUCAAUAUCAGGCUGCCUCGGGCCCUUUGAAGCUACAGCAGCAGCAGCAGCAGCAGCAGCUGCCCAAGCACUACCAGGAGCAGCUCUAUGCCCAGCAGCAGCAACAGUUACAGCUGCAGCUGCAACAGCAACAACAGCUGCAGCAACAAUUGCAACAGCAGCAGCAACAGCAACGUCACAAGCCGGAGCAGCAGACGCCUGGCAGUGAGCACGGGCCCGUCUAUAUACAACAGAAUCAUCCUGGGCAUGUGGUGAAUCAGGCCUGUCAGACACAAAUCUCGAGCGUGACCAGGCCGAAGCCGACGCCCAGCUCGGAGGAGUCCUCAUCGGCGUCGACGCGCAGUCCCACGCAUGCGCCGCUCGAUCGCAAGAAGAGCAUCGGCUCGAUGCAGGCCCUCAAGUCGCCCAUUACGAAGCGUCCACCCACGACGCCCGUCACGCUCUCCGGCUGGCUACACAAGCAGGGCUCCGAUGGUCUGAAGGUGUGGCGCAAACGUUGGUUUGUCCUGGCUGAAUAUUGUCUCUACUAUUACAAAGGCCCGGAGGAGGAGAAGCUGCUGGGCUCGGUGCUGUUGCCGUCGUAUCGCGUCGCCGCCUGCCUGCCGGAGGACAAGAUCUAUCGCAAGUUCGCCUUCAAGUGCGAGCAUCAGAAUAUGCGCACCUAUUGGCUGGCCGCUGACAGCGCCGACUCCAUGAUGCAGUGGGUCCGAGCCUUGGCAGCGGCCAGUCUCAUGCAGGCGCCCAGCAGCGGUGAAUCGGAGCCAAGCGUCAGCUCCUCGCUGAAUCACAGCGGCGAGAACUCCGACUCGGGCAUACACACACUCCAAUCGCAACCGGGCAAGGGGCAGGUCACUCCCGCCUCCGAUAAUCCAGGAGCGGGCGGAGGUGCUCAGCCUUUGUAUGCCAAUGCGCCGCCCAAGCCGCGACGCAUAAAUGACGGCGGCUACUCCUCGCCCUCGCCCGAGCAUAACGAGCAGCAGCCAUUGCCACCUAGUCGCCGCAUCCACUCGCCCGGCACACAGCAGCAGCAGCAGCUCUAUCAGCAAAGAUCUCAGCAGCCGCAGCCGCAGCCGCAGGCGCAGCAGCAUCAUGCCAUCUAUGAUACGCGCACGGGCCAUGUGUCGACGGCGCUGCAGCUGCAGCAGGCGCAGCAGCAGUACUCGCUGGAUCAUCUGGAGGCGCAGUUCCAGCAGCAGCAUCUGGACAUGGAGGAGCAGAUCGCCCGCCUGCAGCAGCAGCGUGCGGUAGAGGAGAUCUACGGCGAGCGGGAUCUCUACAUGGCCAAGCUCAUGCAGCGUCCCUAUCCGACCCAGCAGCAGCAACAGCAACAGCAGCUGCAGCAGCUCCAGCUGCAGGCGGAGCGACGCACGCCGGACGCCUACGGCCGAUCCAAGCAGCAGCGCAUGUUUGCCGCUGCCGCCGCCGCCGCUGCUGCCGCGGACUACGAGGACAUCUACAAUAUGUCACAGCUGGCGGGCGCCGGCGGCGGCGCACUCAGCGCCCACGAGGCUCUGCUUCAGGAGGCAGCCAGCUAUAGGCGGCCCCUAAGUCCGCCCAGCUAUGAUGGCAGCAAGCAUGUGCCCGCCAUGCCUCAACGCUAUACGCCCAACCACUUGGAGCCCGCGGCCGCCGAUCAGCUAAUCAAUAACAUGGACUUGCGUGCACAGUCCGCGGCGGCGAUUGUGCGUCCGCAUUCUGCCGACUUUCUGGAGUACGAGGCGCGUGCCGAGGCAGCGGCCGCUGCCGCCGCCGCAGCCGUGGCGCACAGCAAACAGGAGUCGGGCGGACGUGCACCGCGACCCAAAUCCAGUUUGGACAUUAAUCGCACGCCGGACAGUUUCUACUACUCAGAGGCGAGCUAUGCGGAGAAGAUGCGCAAGAGCGCGUUGUAUCUGCAGAGCGGAGGCGCCCAGCCGCAGCAGGCGGGCAGCUAUCGCAUCGCGGAAUUUGGCAGCGGCAUGCACACGAUUGGCUAUGAGAAUCCCUAUGAGCGCGCCCAUCAGCGCCAGGAGCUGCUCGCCGAGGCGCAGGCUGCGCAGGGUAGCGCCGCGUGCAGCAUGCCACGGAUGAGUCGCUCGGCCAGCCAGGGAGCCGGCGGCGGUGCCGCGGCACGUUCCGUCUCUUCGCACGCACAGCAACAACAGCAGGAUGUGGACUUGCCGCCACUUAAUGUGCAUCCGGGCUCCAUAUUCCCGCCCUCGAUGUCCACGCAGGAGAUCAUCAGCAAGAACGAGCAGUUCCUGCGCUCGGCCAGCGCCCGGCUGCCCAAGCGCAACGGCGGCCUGGAUGACGAUUACUCGACGGCCAACAAUUCGCUGGCCACAUCGCCGACGGCGGGCGCCGGGCCAUCGCCGCCGAAUCCGCUCGAUGGCGAACGCAAGCGCGAGGAGUCCAUGAAGCGUCUGCUCGAAUGGAAACAGCGUAUGCUGCAGUCCCCGUUAACACGCAAAGGCGUCCAGCAGGGCGCUAACAAUAUGUCGGCCAUGUCCAAGCUGGGCAGCAAUCCGAAUAUCCUGCUUGCCUCCACGGCCGUGGCCAGCGGUGCACGCUAUGGCCCGCAUGCGGGCAAAACCGGGCUCGUCGGCAAUCCUGGAGCAGCCACAAAUUCCAAUCCUGCCGCAGCCGGCAGCGGCAGCUCGGUGGGCAUUCAGCGCUCCAGAUCGGAAACGCACGCGAAUAUGGGUCCCGGCGGUGUAUACAACAGCUACUCCUCGGAUGAUGAGGAUAAAGAAAACGCACAAAGCGCAGCUGGGCCGGGGCUGGAUGAUAACAUAAGUGUGACGGCAGGAAGGUCGACAGCAACAACAACAACAACAACAACAACAACUAGCACACAAAACACAACAACAACAACAGCUGCAACAAUGACAACAAUAACAAUAGCAGAGACAACAGCAACAGCAACAACAACAAUUAGUCUUAGCUCAAAUUUAACAACAGCAACAACAACAGCAGGAGGAGGAGAAGAGAAUGUGGGCAGCCCGAGCUUCCAGCUGAAGCCCAUCUUGAAGGUGCACGAGGCCAGCCGCACGCCCAUUAUUCAGGUGCAGCCCAGUGUGGGCCAGCAGCCGCCUCUUCGUCCCAAGCUGAAGCUGCAGCUGCAGCCGGUGCCCAUUUUGCCGAAAAAGCAGGCACCGAAAUCCCCGCAGAAUGUGAACUAUGUGCCCGUGUACAGCAAUAAGCUGGCCAUAACCGAUGCCGAGGAGACGCCCAUAUUGAUGCAACUGAAGCUGUACAAGGAGCAACAAGAGCAGCAGCAGCAGCAGCAGCAGCAACAACAAUCGGAGGAGGACCUGACGCCCACAGCGGAGGCAAAGCCAACGCCAGGUGAAGCGGCAGCACCUGAACAGGAGAAGGAGGAGAAACAGAAGCAGGAGGAGGCACAGGAACAGGAGGAGGAACAGGACCAGGAAGAGGAGGAGGAUGAGAGCACCGCCUGCGAGGAGUACACAGACGAUGACAUAGACGAGGCGCUGGCACAGGACGACGACGACAACGAGGAAAAGGAGGAUAAUGUAGAGGAGAAGACGCCUCUUCCUGCGCCUGUAGAAGGCAAUUUGUAUGCAAAUGAAUCCGUGUCGCUGACAGAUCAGGCAUUGGACGAGAGUCAUUAUCUACCCAUGACACCCAAGAAGGUGGAGCUGGGCCAGCCGGGCACGCUCAGUCUGAUCGCCAUGCACGCCGAGGAGGAGGAGGCAGCUACGCAGCAGCAGCAGCAGCAGGAGGAGGAGGAGAAUCAUUACGUUGAGAUGACCAAGAAUCUGAACGACGAAGACAACAGAAGCAACUACGAGAUCAUGUGCAUAGCCAGCCAGGUGACGAGUACGAGCAUGAGCACGAGCCAGAGCAGCAGCCGAGUCCACACGGAACCCGUCUACAUGGAGCUGGCUGGCGCAGUCGCAGUCGCUGCAACCGCUGGCGAGGAGGCGCACUGCUCCUCGGGCCGUUCCACGCUGAAGAAGAAGAGCAAAAAGUGUACGAAAAAACGUGCGGGCAAAGACAUGCCGGACAUACUGAAGCCCACGAAGAGCAGCCUGGCGGCCAGCGACAGCUCCGAUGCGGACGACGAGAGCAGCAAACAGCAGCUGGAGGCGAAGAGAUUGCGCUCCCGCACACGUUUCAGCUUGUCGGACACGUUCCGGCCGGCGUCGUAUUAUCUGGGCGCCUCAACGCCGCUGAACAACUAUGCGGAGAGCUCGGACAGCGAGAUAUUGCCGCCGCCGCCCAUACCCGACUCGCCGCCGCCCAUGGAGCAGCUAAAAACGGAGGAGAUCUUCUCCUCGGAACACUACGAUACGGUGCGCCGGCGCGACAGAUCAUACGAGCAGCUGCCCAAGAUGCACGCCAGCAACAGUUCGCUGAAUUUGCCCAAAACCGAGCCGAGCACCGCGCUCAAGAGCAGCCGCCUCUCGCUGCCGGAUCACUUUGCCAAGGUGCGCGGCACACCUGAGCAGUUGCAGCAGCAGCAGCGUCGGGCUACUGCCCUGGUGCUGCUUCAGCAGCAGCAACAGCACGCGCGCACCCUAUCCGACUCCAAUUACAGCUGGCCGACGGAGAAAAGCUGCUCUUCGCGCACCUCCUCCGACCUGGAGCUCUAUCGCAAGCUCCAGGUGCAGCCGAGCAGCGACUCGAGCGAAUCGGUGGAGUUUCGCCAGCGCUCCGAUUCGGAGCUGGAGCGUCAGCGUUCGCGUCGUCCGCUCUCGCAGGAAUCCAUCAGCGAAAUCGAAUCGAUGAGCGAACACUUCGAGGAGACGCUCAGCAGCCACGAACUAGACACGUAUCUCAGUCAUUUGCAGGGCAGCGAUCUGUUGCCCAGCCGAGCAGCUGGCGCCGAUCUGCUGAUCAAGCCGCCGAAGAUCUUUCGCAAUGCCGAGGGCGAUGAGCAGCAUUUCUAUGGCAAUAUACACUUUCUAUCCUCCACGGACUCCAUACAGCAGCUGGUCAGCAGCAGCAGCGGUGUCGUCUCCGGCGCCUGCCUCACCCCGCUGCACAGUCGCAACAAUAGCAAUAUAUCGACGCAAUCGGCGCCUUAUUAUUACUCGGAGCUGCCGACGCCAGCGGCGGCGGCGGCGGCGCAGCUGAACAAUCAACGGGAGAUACACGCACCUGGGCUUAAUAUAGCGCACAUACAUAAUCCAAUCGACAGGCGGCAGUUUGUGGAUGUCGUCGAUGCGCUGGUCGACAAGGAUCAGGCAAUUGACAGCAAGAAUCUGUAUAGCAUGAAGGCGAACGUGGAGAAGCUCAGCUACAGCUGCACCAAGAAUCUGAAGGCGGGUCAACAGCUCAAGCUGAACAACAACAACAACAACAACAACAACAUGCAGCUGGUGGAGCAAGUGCCUCCAGAUGGUCAUGGUUCAUUAAACGCAACUCAUUCACAUUUUACAAAUACUAAAAACACAAAUCUCGCUCCUAAACUGACUGGUGGUAGCCUGGAUGAGGCCGAGGCCGAGGCGGAAGCGGAGUCGGUUCUGGUUGUGGGCGUAGCUGAGCUUGAUCUGGAGCUGGAGCUAGAGCUAGAGAAGAGCAGCACCACGAAUAACGCGAAUCAACUCUCAGUUCUAGGUGGCGAGCUGCUCUGGGAGGAGGAUGCACUGUGGCGCGAGAGCCUGCGUCGCGUCUCGCAGCGACACGCUCGCUCUCUGGACGAUCUGGAUCGCAUUGCGGCGGCCGCGCCCAUACCGACGCCAGCGCCCAUGACCACGCCCAGCAGUCAGGCGCACAAAACAAAGCUCAGCCGCGAGGUGACCUAUGUGAACGAUAACCACAAGCCGACGGCGCACCGUCUGCAGCAGGCAGCAUCGCUCCAUCCGGCCGAUGAGCACGAUGUCUAUGUGCAGCUGCUAGCGCAGGGCUCGUCGACGGAUGCGGAUCUGUACGAGGUGCUGCGCGAGGAGACGGGCUCCAAUUUAUCGCACAAGUCCAACGAGCUGGAUCGCGAGACCAUACGCCAAUGGGACGCCAUGUCCAGCGGCCUGCUCAAGAGCAGCAAUAAUCCCGAUACCAUGCCCACCAGAACACCGCCCACCUCCAGUGGGCCCAUGCUGCCGCUGACCAGCAAUGUGCGCUCCAUAAUCCAGCAGCUAAAUGGAGGCAGUGAAGCCAGCAACGAUGCCAAUGGGAAUGCCAUUGUUACAGCCUCGAUAUCGGUGCGCAAUGUCAACAACUUGCCCAAGGUCAAUCUGACGGUCAAGCCAGAACCCUCAGAUGCGCUGCAGCAACAGCAGCAGGACUCGGCAUUCGCCCACUAUGAUCCCUACUAUGGCAACGGAACGGAAACCAAAUAUGCCAAAGCCACACAGCUGACAGAUCGCGCUCCUUACGGACGCACAGUGGGCAUGGCCACAUCGACGCCACAACAACAACAGCAACAACAAUUGCCAUUUGCCAUGCGACGUGCCGGCAGUCGAGCUGAAAUUGAUAUGCUCGAGCGUGAGACGAGCUCUCAGAUAAGGAAUCGAUUACGCGGCGCCGAGGGCCUCACCCGGGCGGAGAGCAUUCAGCGCUUGGAUUAUCUGAAGCAGCAUUUGCUGGACCUGGAGCGCCAGUAUGAGAAGAGCAAGCCGCUGGUCAAUUUGGUGGACAACAUGGUCAAGCUGGGCUCGCUCUAUCGCAACGAUGCCAAUGGCCGAGCCCAGCCGGCGACCCUGGAUCGCCUCGAGUUCAAUCAGCGCAUGCAGGAGCGUCAAAUGCUGCAGGAGGAGCAGAAGCAAUGGGAGCGCCUCAGUCCCAAUCAGGCCGAGUUGCAGGCCAAGGUGCGUGAGCUCUAUCAGCUGGAUCAGCUGCUACAGGAGGAGUCGGGCAUAUUGCAGAGCCUGCAGCGUGACAAGGAGGAUCUGGAGCGUGCUUUGGGUGGUCUACGGGCGCGCAUACACGACAACAAUGCCACGCCCAUGGCUUUGGAGGCGGCCAAGAAGCAACAGCACAUACUGGAACGGGAGCUGUCCCGCGUGCAUCAGCUGCUGGCCGAGAACUCAAAGAAACUGGAGCAGACCGUGGCGGGCAAUGCGCGUCUGGAGCAGGAGCUGCUCACGCUGCGGCAGAAGGUGCAGGCGACGCGUUCGAAUGGCGCAGGCAACGAUCCUAACCAGCUGAACGGCAACCAGACGGCGGCGGUGCUGCAGUCGGAGCUGGAGCGUGUCCAAUCUCUGGUCGGGGACAUGCAGCGGCAGCGGCACGAACUGAGCUCCGCGGUGCGCCAGCUGACGGAGAACUCGACGCGUCUGUACCAGGAAAUUGGUAACAAGGAGCUGAGCCCGCCGAAUGGCUCCAACGGCAGCUUGAAGAAGCGCAGCAACUCAACGAGCUGGACCGAAACCGAUCUGGAUGCCAAUAUGCAUAUGCACAAUGGCAGCCAGCAGCAUCUAAAUGAUUCCACGCUAAACCUAUCGACGCCCCUCUACGUGGACACCAACACGAACAGCCCCGGCAAGCUGACCGACUACAGUCGCUACAAUGGCAGCAGCGAUGCGUUGGAGCUGAGCGGUGUCGAUAGCGACGGUUUUCUGGACAGCAAUCCCUUUGCAAAUCUGAGCAAUCUCGAGAAGCAGGAGAUCAAAACGGUGCGCAUUGUGAAACGCGAAUCGGAGCGCCGACAUCGCGAUCGCAGCGAGCGCGGUCUCAGCAAUUCCAUACAGAAUCUUGAUCAGGUGCUCGAGGAGGAGCACUACGCUCAGCAGAUGCAGCAGCACCAGCAGCAGCAACAACAGCUCCUCGAGGAGCAAAUGAGCAAUGGGCAUCACAGCCGCUCCAAGUCGCUGCCACGCAACUACAGUGAACCGCCAAAGCCCCGGCACAGCCGUCAUCUAAAUGGCAAACAGAAUGGACACCAUUUUAAUGGUGGCUCCGACUACGAUCGGAACAGCAACUAUGAGCAUCAGGCGCCGCCGCCGCCAGCUCCUCAGAGCAAUGGCCAUCAUCAUCAUCAUCAUCAGCAACGGGAGCAGCAGCAGCGGGAGCAUCUGAAUCCUUUGGCCAAUGCCUACUUUGCCAAGCAGCUGCAGCAGCAGACGCAUCCGGGCAGGGACAGCGCGAGGGUGGCUCUGCGCACCAAGACCGACUCGCUGCAGAGCCUUAACAAGAGCCUGACAGACAUCAGUCCGGAGCCGGUCUUCCAGAGCGUCGCCGCGCGUCAGAUCAUCAACGAAAUGUCCGCCGGCUCAGCUUCGGAGGAUACCGAAAAGAUUGUAGAGCGCGUGCCGCCGCCGCACAAACAUCGACGCGCCGUGCCGCGCGAGAAGCGGCGGCAUUACACGGCGCCCAACAAUGUCAACCAGAAGGCCAUGGAGAAGGUGCAGGCCGAGAACGAUAUGAAUCGCAAUAACACCAACUGGCGAGCACGCGAUGAUCUGGAUAUGGAGGUGGCGUUGCGUCCGCGCAUCAAUGCGCCCGAUGUGGUGCGCUCCGCGCUGGGCCAGGGCGAGAAGAUCUCCGAGAAUACCAUUGACAAUUUGCUUUUGGCGCCCAACAAGAUAGUCAUACCCGAGCGUUACAUACCAGAGACAACGCCCGAACUGUCGCCGGAGGAGAAGAAGCGUCGCCAGGAGAAGGUUGAAUCCAUCAAAAAAAUGCUCGCCGAAGCGCCCAUAAGCAGCAAUGAGAACGAGACGCUGCCUGCCAGCAAGAUCAACGCGGAGAAGAAGCAGCGCGAGCAUUUACUGCAGCUAAAUCAGAUAUUGGCGCAGCAAGUCAUGCAAGUCAGCAAAAUUGUUGCCGGCAAUCCCACUAGUCACAACUAACUCAAUUUUAGAAUGUCGUGUUGUUUAUGUUUUUGUUUUUGUUUUUAUUUAAAUGUUCACACUUUUUUGUUAUUUGUUUGAGUUGUAAAAUGGGCCACGAACUGUUGGCCACGUUCAAAUGUGUGUCUUAUGUAAACCAAGUUACAUAUGCAUAAACAAUAACAACAACAACAACAACAAUAACAAUAACAACAACAACAGCUACAUACAUACAACAAACACAACAAAAUGAAAAAAAAAAAUUACAGCACAGCAAGAACUCACGCGACGUUGAGAUUACCGCAUGCUAAGCUCACAAAAUAACAAAAAACAAAAACAAAAUCAAAUCAGUUCAAGCAAUCACAA